AUGGCUACAGAAGCACCUACGACAACAGCUCCACCUACGACAACAGCUGUACCUACGACAACAACAACAACUACUACAACGACUACAACUACAACAACAACGACUACAACUACAACAACGUUAGCUCCUGAAGUCGAUCGUGAAUGGGAAGAUCUCAUCUUGGCUGGACCUACAGUAGUCAAUUAUCUUGGUUUAUUUAUGGUACUUGCAUCACGCAAAAGUCAAAUUUUAACUGCUCCUGUUGGAGUUACGCCUCAAUAUCUUAGCGUUGCUCAACCUUUACCUGCCAUACUUUCUCGAAUAUCAACAGAUAUGCAAACUGCUUUUAAACUUGCUAGUGAUGAUCUUGUUCGUACUAGAAGUAAUAUGGAUCAAAUUCCAGAUCAUAUAAACGCAGGUUUACUCUUAAUACAAACGGCGCCUAGUGCUCUUUUAAAGACACUUUUACCAUAUACAUUGAAAAAUGUUCAGCGUGCUGCUAAUGAAGGAGCAGCUGUUACUAAACCAACACUUGAACGUUUUCUUACGGUUGAAGCAAUACUUAAAGAACUUGUAACAUUGCUUACCUCUACAUCACCAGCAGAAGGAGAAGAUGCCGAUUAUUUAACGGAAGCAAAAGCCUAUGCGAAUGAUAUACAAACACAAUGGAGUCUUUUGGUAAAACUUUUCAAAAAAUUCUCAGAUCGAGCUGAUAUCACUGAAACAAGAAUUACCAACAGUUUUAUUAGCCCAACUGAAGCAGCAAAUAAUCUUACCACUGAAACCCAACGUCGCAGUCAUCUUGAUAAACUUAUUCCAGCUGCAAUUGCUAUUGAUCAAUCGUCACAUCUAUUAAAUAUGAUGGCACUUAGUUACGAUGAGAUAUCAAAUGAACAUAUGGCAAACCAAAUUGUCGCACAUAGACCAUAUCUUGGUCUCGCAACGGAAUCACUACGAGCAUUGAGUCAACGACAAUUAUGGCAAAGUACAAUAGCGCAAUCAGUAAAAGUUGCUCGACUUGCUCAAGUACGUCAAAAUGAAUUUGCUGCUACAAGUCCUGGCCGAAAUGAAUUAUAUUCUACUUAUUUAAAAGAUCCUGUUGCUGCUUGA
Messenger RNA from Adineta steineri, 1089 nucleotides. The record is from the annotation of a GenBank genome assembly. Lineage: Eukaryota; Metazoa; Rotifera; Eurotatoria; Adinetida; Adinetidae.